Truncatella angustata is the source of this 1365-nucleotide messenger RNA. RefSeq lists its product as uncharacterized. The record is from RefSeq and is a predicted model, not a curated record. Lineage: Eukaryota; Fungi; Ascomycota; Sordariomycetes; Amphisphaeriales; Sporocadaceae. The coding region runs from base 1 to 1365 and encodes 454 amino acids. The transcript has a single exon.
AUGGCACUAAGGUCGCCGGUCGAACGACAUGGUUCCGACCUCGAACUAGAUGCACUGCCACCCUCCACCGAUCGGGCUCCCAUUGAAGAAGCGGAGGGGAGGGGAAUCGUCAGCACGUUGGGCUCUAACUUCCCCGGAAGACCCCAAGUGGUGCUGAUCAAGGGCCGACGCGGUUGGUGCCAUGCAGAAGGCUGGCGGCUAGAGAACAAUCUCCUAUGGGGGGUGGGUUUGCUCGAGCUUGCCAAUGCCGGCGACUUUGCGGCCAAUGUCUGGAACGAUGUGCCCGUCCCGGUUUUCGUAGUGAUAUUAUGUGCCAUUGGCGGUACCGCAGCUGGAGUCAUCUGCACAUUUGCCUUUGCAGAUUCGAUAAAAGCAUGGCACAACAUUCAGUUCCUGCGCGGGCAGCGGGCAGAGCUCCGAGCGGCCAGGUCGCGUCAGCUGGACGAUGAACAGGCCUCGGGUUCAAGCCUUGAGGUUCUUGAUGAGCUCACCAAGCGCGAGCUUCGGACAGAAGCCAUAAAUCGUUGGGGCAUGGACUUGCUUAUGGGAGGCGCCGCAGUUCUGAUUUCUAUUGGUACAUUCAUGGCUAUCGGCGGCAACAACCACAGGAUAUGGGUUGCAAGUAAUCUGCUGUCCGGAUAUGUUGGAAAUACACCAGUUCUUAUUUUCGGACUUGUCAAUGCGUUCUGGCAGGUCGUCAUCUGGAAAAAGAUGCACCACCACGAUAGAGCCGCCAAGAAGAAGUUACAGGGCCAUCCGGAACUAGCUCUAAUCCGAAAGCGGUGUUUCAAUGUGCAGAUUUAUUCGGUAGCCAAUGGCAUGGCUACGAUUAUGGGUGGAGUUGGGUCUAUGCUCACCCCGACAUUCUGGUGGGCAUAUAUCAUUCUUAUCCCCGUCAUCAUCACUUCUUUCUUCUGCAACUACUGGUGGCGAAGAAAGGUCGGAUACGACCGCCCUCACGAUUCUACUUCGGUUAUCAGCUCAGCAAGCCUUAUUGACGAGAUACGGGUCGCCUGCCGAGCUAAGAAUAUCGUCGAAAACCACCCAGGUGCCGCACUGCCACAUCUAGUCACCGAGUAUGAGAAACCAGACGGUUUGCUAUUAUUCUUCAUCAGUCAUGGGCUCUUUGAAGCGUUCUGUCUUCGGCUUGUCAACGAAAAGCUUCUCUUCCCGCACAACGGUGAUGCGGAAACUUCACAGCUGUGUAUUGACACAGAUUGUCUUUCGGCUCUAUACCAAUGUCACAGUUCUGCCUUCUGGAAGACUGGUGAGGAGCUUCUUCGCCUUGAGGGGCCAAAACAUUUCAGGCAUCGAAGGAGAUUUUUCACUGAGCUGCUCGGCGAGCACCUAAGCCAUUCAGUUUAA